AUGCUGAGCUAUCAGACCAGCUGUGUUGGCGGCUCUCGCGAGGAACCUCAGUUUGUGACGGCACGUGCUGGGGAGAGUGUAAUCUUGGGGUGCGAUGUGAUACACCCCCUCACCGGACAGCCUCCUCCAUAUGUAGUUGAGUGGUUUAAGUUUGGAGUUCCCAUUCCCAUUUUCAUCAAAUUUGGGUUCUAUCCUCCUCAUGUGGACCCAGAAUAUGCAGGCCGUGCUAUUCUUCAUGACAAAGCAUCUCUACGCAUUGAGCAAGUACGUUCACAAGAUCAGGGCUGGUAUGAGUGCAAGGUACUAAUGCUGGAGCAGCAAUACGACACCUUUCAUAAUGGCAGCUGGGUGCACCUCACUAUAAAUGCACCCCCCACAUUCACAGAAACACCACCUCAGUACCUGGAAGUUAAAGAAGGGAGCAGUACCACCCUCACUUGCACUGCUUUUGGAAACCCCAAACCUACUGUCACGUGGCUGCGGGAGGGUCAGUUCCUUGUUGGAAACGCCAAAUAUCAGGUGAAUGACGGCAGUCUAACCAUUUCUUCCAUCGGACGUGAAGACAGAGGAGCGUACACCUGCCGAGCUUCCAGUAUACAGGGAGAAGCCGUACACAGCACACGACUCCUUGUACAAGGGUCACCUUUCAUUGUUUCCCCCCCUGAGAACAUCACGGUUAACAUUUCCCAAGAUGCUCUGUUCACAUGCCAGGCCGAGGCGUAUCCAGGGAACCUCACCUACACCUGGUACUGGCAAGAGGAGAACGUCUUCUUUAAGAACGACCUGAAGAUGAGAGUGCGCAUUCUGAUAGACGGCACGCUCAUCAUAUUCAGAGUCAAACCAGAGGAUGCUGGGAAAUACACCUGUGUGCCUAGCAACAGCCUGGGACGCUCGCCAUCUGCCUCAGCGUAUCUGACUGUACAGUAUCCUGCACGAGUAGUGAACAUGCCACCUGUUAUUUAUGUCCCGGUUGGAAUUCAUGGUCACAUUCGUUGUCCUGUGGAGGCUGUGCCACCUGUCACUUUUGUAAAAUGGAAUAAAGACGGUCGACCAUUAAGGAUUGAAAAGUUUUCAGGCUGGAAGCUUCUGGAAGAUGGAUCUCUUCAUAUUGAGGAAGCUACGGAGGAGCUACUGGGCACAUACACCUGUGUGCCUUAUAAUGCAUUGGGGACCAUGGGGCAGUCUCCUCCUGCAAGGCUGCUGCUGAAGGACCCGCCCUAUUUCACGGUGCUGCCCGGCUGGGAGUAUAGACAAGAGGCCGGAAGGGAGCUGCUGAUGCCUUGUGCAGCUGCAGGGGAUCCUUUCCCCUCCAUCUCUUGGAGAAAGGUUGGGAGACCCUCUUCCAGUAAGCACAAUGUGCUGCCCAGCGGCUCCCUGCAAUUUCGCUCACUCAGUAAGGAAGAUCACGGAGAAUGGGAAUGCGUGGCUAGCAAUGUUGUGACAAGUAUCACUGCCAGUGCUCACCUCACUGUUAUUGGCACCAGCCCCCAUGCCCCCUCUAACAUUAAAGUCCUGGUAUCCAUGAAUACAGCAAAUGUGUCCUGGGAACCAGGGUACGAUGGAGGAUUCGAGCAGACAUUCUCAGUUUGGAUAAAACGAGCUCAGUUUGGUCCCCAUGACUGGGUUUCCAUGCCUGUUCCUAUUGGCUCAUAUUUUCUCCUGGUGGACUCUUUGGACCCAGAAACAGAAUACCAGUUCAGCGUUCUUGCACAGAAUAAAUUGGGGACCAGUUCCUUCAGUGAGGUGGUUACGGUAAAGACCCUUGCCUCUCCUCUCACAACACCUGAGCCUCUUCUGGUUCUGACCUCACCCCGCUGUCUGAUAGCCAAUCGAACACAACAAGGAGUGCUCCUUUCCUGGCUCCCUCCAUCAAAUCACAGCUUCCCUCUAGAUCGUUACAUCAUGGAGUUCCGCUUGGCAGAGAGGUGGGAGAUUCUGGACGACUCAAUAUCAGGAAGUGAAACAGAGAUCCUAGCAAAGGAGCUUUCCCAGGACACAUGGUAUGAAUUCCGGGUUCUGGCCGUCAUGCAGGAUCUCAUCAGUGAGCCCAGUAACAUUGCUGGAGUGUCCAGCACAGAUGCCUUCCCCUCCCCGGACCUAAGCGAUGAAGGCUUUGCUCGGCCAGUGCUUGCUGGUAUUGUUGCUACUAUCUGCUUUUUGGCUGCUGCUGUCCUGUUCAGUACAUUGGCAGCUUGUGUGGUGAACAGGCAACGAAAACGCAAGCUUAAGAAAAAGAAAGAUCCACCCCUAUCCAUUACGCAUUGUCGGAAGAGCAUGGAAUCUCCGUUGUCCUCUGGCAAGGUGAGCCCAGAGAGUGUCCGGACAUUGCGAGCUCCAUCUGAAUCAUCUGAGGAUCAGGGACUCCCAUCAAAGCGUCCACUAAGCCCCGGUCGGGAAAAAGAGCUCUCUUUAUAUAAAAAGACAAAGCGUGCCAUGACAAGCAAGAAAUAUAGUGUCAGCCAAGCUGAGGCUGAGGUCACUACCCCAAUUGAACUGAUAAGCAGAGGCCCUGAUGGGCGUUUUGUGACUGGAGGACCAGACCAAGAACCCACUCUCAGGAGCAGAAGAAUUCAGGGCUUCCCAUUUGCUGAGGAAACUGAUAUGUAUCCAGAGUUCCGACAGUCAGAUGAAGAGAAUGAUGAACCAUCUGGCCUGAAAUCUCAGCUCACUCCAUUGUCAUCAAGCCAAGACUCACCCCUUCAGCCUCCUGCUUACAGUCCUCGUUUCCAACAUCAGCCCCCAGAGGGAAGGCAGCAACCAUCUGGCCAGUCUCGUCCUGGAGGAUAUCAUCAUGGUCAUUUGUAUGGCUACCUUAGUAGCAGCCCCCGGGAUUCUGACCCUCCCCCACCCUUCUACAUGCCAGAAGUAAGCCCCCUAAGCUCUGUCAUGUCUUCUCCUCCAUUGCUUCCAGAAGGUUCUUUCCCUCCUAUCCCUGAAGAGAAUGGAGAGAACAGCUCUUGUAGCACCCUUCCUUUAACCCAUACACCAACAGGUGGCCGAUCUCCAGAACAGUGGGGUGGACAUGAGUUUCCAUUUGGUGGUUUGGAGGCUCCCCCUUCCCCCUCCAUGUUUGUGCAACAUCGAUACGAGACAGGAGAAAUAAGACGACCACUCCCUCCUCCUCCUCCAGCUUUUCCCAGGGGACGUCCACCUCCCAACUCCCUUCAAGUACCUUCAUAUACUGCCAUUUUGCCUCUGGAACCCCAUCCAGGCUGGUCAGGGAGGCUCCCCAGCCGAUGUCCUCCACCUCCUCAUCCCACUUCUUGGCAGGAUGCAGCUAUGCAACUGGCUUUUCAAGGCCAGCUUCGGCACACCAGCCAAGGUAUGGGUAUCCCGGUGCUUCCAUACCCAGAGAUCCCUGACCAAGGGCCAUUUGGUAUGGAUGCUAGAUGGUUUGAAAGUCGGACACGUCCACAGAUGAGCCCCAGACAGCAUCGCAGGCUGGAGCCCAGCUUACACCAAGUGGUGCUGCAACCAUCUCGCCUCUCCCCUCUCACUCAAAGUCCCCUGAGCUCCAGACAUGGUUCUCCUGAGUUGAGUGCCAGAGCCAGACCUCGUCCUGGGCUGCUUCCCCCACCACCUGACUGCUCUGGUAUCUCUCUGCAACCUCCUUCCUUCUCACGUAACUCACCCCCUUCCUCUGGAUCCCCAGCAAAAAGCAGCCAUGGGGAAAGUCCAAGCUAUCGACCAACCCUUCCAGAUGCCUCUCCACAUGUAGAUGGACGGAGGUGGGGAGGAGAAGAACGGGUGCAUGCAGAGACAGCUGUGCUGUGCACUGCAGGGAUUGGGAUAGCUGCUGUACCUGAGAGGUUGGAAGUUGUGAGAGAUCAGCGUAUUCACAAGCCCAAAAAAUCCACCAAGGGCAGAUCUAAAUCAAGGAAGCACUCUGAUGGAUCCACCUCACAGGUUCACCAGCCAACCCUAGCCACGUAUACGGACACUCGCUGCAUCCGUCGAAAGAAGCGUCCAACUCGCCAGGACCCCCUAGCUCGCCUCUCUGCACUGAGGGACGAAAUCUGUAACCGUUCAUUGUCAGAUGAUCGGGCCGCCAUUUUGACCAGCACCGAACCUGAUGACUCCAGCGGCCAUGCCACCCUUCUGUGACCAUCCCCGGAGAGCGGCCUUAUUCCUAGGCCCUUUCUGUUUUUUGGUGCUGACACUCCCUGCCCUCCCUUUGAAAAGACCUGUA
Bombina bombina (fire-bellied toad) is the source of this 4189-nucleotide messenger RNA. RefSeq names its product immunoglobulin superfamily member 9B (gene IGSF9B). Gene Ontology annotation, molecular function: protein binding. Gene Ontology annotation, biological process: cell-cell adhesion. Bases 1 to 4104 code for a protein of 1367 amino acids. Lineage: Eukaryota; Metazoa; Chordata; Amphibia; Anura; Bombinatoridae. The record is from RefSeq and is a predicted model, not a curated record. The transcript has 20 exons.